Messenger RNA from Pundamilia nyererei, 2916 nucleotides. It is a transcript of the gene rac3b, whose product is annotated as Rac family small GTPase 3b. NCBI's taxonomy places the organism in Eukaryota, Metazoa, Chordata, Actinopteri, Cichliformes, Cichlidae. Gene Ontology annotation, biological process: small GTPase-mediated signal transduction. The transcript has 6 exons. The record is from RefSeq and is a predicted model, not a curated record. The coding region runs from base 175 to 753 and encodes 192 amino acids. Gene Ontology annotation, molecular function: GTP binding; GTPase activity.
AAGAACGCUCGGCACUUCUCGGAGACUGUCGUAACUGCUCGUCAUCGACCCUUUUCACUGCGGCUCCAUCGCUGAGCGGACUGGCCCGCUGUUCUCGUACGAGACCUCAGCGCUUACUGUCGGAUCGGUGAACUCCCAGCGCCGGCUCCCUGAAAGCCUCCAGCUGCUGUCCAAAUGCAGGCGAUUAAGUGUGUGGUGGUCGGCGACGGGGCUGUGGGUAAGACCUGUCUGCUGAUUAGUUACACCACCAAUGCCUUCCCCGGUGAAUACAUCCCCACUGUCUUUGACAACUACUCUGCCAAUGUGAUGGUGGAUGGGAAACCAGUGAAUCUGGGUCUGUGGGAUACAGCAGGACAGGAGGACUACGACAGGCUCAGACCACUGUCUUACCCACAGACGGAUGUGUUCUUGAUAUGCUUCUCCCUGGUCAGUCCGGCCUCCUUUGAGAACGUCCGAGCUAAGUGGUACCCUGAGGUGAGACACCAUUGCCCCAACACACCCAUCAUUCUGGUGGGCACCAAGCUGGAUCUACGAGAUGACAAGGACACCAUUGAGAGGCUGCGGGACAAGAAGCUGUCCCCCAUCACCUACCCGCAGGGCCUGGCCAUGGCGAGAGAGAUUGGAGCCGUGAAGUACUUGGAGUGCUCUGCGCUGACCCAGCGAGGCCUGAAGACGGUAUUUGACGAGGCCAUCCGGGCUGUGCUCUGCCCCCCACCCGUGAAGAAGAGGGGGAAGAGAUGCACCAUGUUCUAAGGAGGAAGCACUGCUAACACUACACCACAUCACCAUGAACAACAACCACUACUUCUCUGAGAGGAUGAGAAAGAAAACUAGCGAGAGUGAGUGUGCACUGCUGAGAUUGCUUUCUUUAUAUCGAUGUUUUUUCAAAAUCAUAUUGGUAGGACCAAUAUUUAACCCAGUUUUUUUAACCAUUACAGAGUAAGGUCAUAGGUUCUCUGUGAAAGACAAUGACUGUCCAACUGCUUUGUACUCAUAGACACGUGUCAUGUUGCCACGAGGGCUCACAAAGACUUCUUAUCUUCUUACUGCAAAGUCUUUUGUUUCUCAGCUAUGCUUGCUUGAAAUAAUGCAGUGUUGACUAGAUAGAACAUGAACUGUGAAUACGCCUUCAGCUCUGAAGUUACCCUCAGCUUCUGAUCUAGGAUCAGCACAUUAAAAGAAAUACUGCCUUCAUUCGUUCAGCCCUCAUUUCUGACAGUAUGCACAGCGAGGUCCCCCCUGAGAUCUGUGGUCACAUGACAGAAACACCAGCAGUUAGACUCUCUGACAGCUUGGUUCACUGGCGGGUGUCCUGAUUGGCAUUUUAUUAUUCCCGAUCCAAACCAAGUUCUUUAAAAUGGCAAGGUAUUCAAGUUUGCUCCAUACUGCCAGAUCAGCGUCUCAUUAUUAAACAGCUCAUUGGAGAAAGGCUGUGCUGUUUCCCUCAGACUGGGCAAACGGCCCAAGAUGCUCCCUGUAGUUCUUAGCUAGCACAGUGACUGUAACGAUGGUCUAACUGCUUGUAUUUGUUCAAUCCUCUCAGUAACCUGUCGAGUUAGGACAGAUUUCCUGCCAAACGAUCACAUCAGCGCUGCAGUCAAAGUAUAAACAUGUAACCGUGAACUCAUCCUCUUGGGUUUCGUCUCAGUAAAGCCACGCACAGACUCAUAAUCAUAGCCCGUGUCAUCGUUCUUAACUUUUCAAUGAGAAAAAAGAUUUUCAGUGAGACACAAAGGUUUAACUGGAGGUUUCAGUCAAAGCUUGUCUGUUUCAUAACUGUACUUUAGAGGUCUACCUGCAAACCUUUCGCUCGCUUCCAGAAGCAUCCUCUGAUCAGUUGAAGAAUUAUUUGGCUAUGCCCCUCCAGCGUGUUCUUGCUUCAGUCGCCUGAUCUUGGUCAAUUUCUUUGGGUAACUAUUCUUAACUGUGAAGAUGUGACAGACGAGCUUGCCAAACACACGGGGGCUGUACAACCUUGCUGCCUGAGUUCUGCCUGUGGGAGUGGAGGAGCUUGCAUGGGUCUUAAAAUAUUCUGUCUUAAUUUAUCCCAUUGUUUAGACUGUGUGUGUUUGUGCGCAAGCACAUGAAUGCGUGCGUGACAGGUGUGUUUGCGUGCGUGCACGGUGGGCGGGCAUGUGUCGGUGUCAGUGAGACAGUUUGGGGUAGUGCAUAAGAGACAGUAUUGUUUUAAGCCAAGUUUUUUAGUGUCCAGUUUUUGGUACUAUUUCAUAUUGUAUUGUAGUAAAACACAAGACUUUUCAACAAUCUGUGACAUAAAGGAAGGAAAACACACGAAUAUCAGUGACAUCCAGUCAUGUACAGAAUAAUCCUCAGAAAAGGAAUGCGUUAUGAAUAUCUACAUGUACCUGAAUAUUUAGCUCGUAAAACUAAAACAAUUCAAACUAAAGGGAUUCUAGUUGCUCAUGUCGAAGUUAGAAGUGUCGCUAACAGUGUACAAUAAAGGGCCAAUCGUUGUGGAGUUUGUCGUCAUGGCAAACAGUGCAGAUUGCACCUUUAUGAAAUGCAUUUCUGUAUGGUCGCAGGCCUGCUGUGUGUCUGUCUCCCCCGUGUGGCGAGACGCAGCACUGCAGUGCUCCGUUAUGCUGUCUUUGGUUGGCAUAGCUGUGUGGUUGAAUCAUGUCGUGUGGUCCUGCCUAGCUAAGGUGUCGAAAUGUAGCUGAGAAACAGCAAAAGAAAAAAAACUACUACUAUUGCAUGGAAGUUCUCUGGUUAUUUGACCCACUGUAACUCUUAGGAGAGGUUGUAUGAUGAAAUGCAUUGGCCAUGUACGUAUGUAAUGUAAGAUGACUUGUAUACUUGUUUCAACUGUUUGUCUUAUUUUUUAUUACUUCACAUGUCUGUGUGGUGACAUAUUUCAAUUUUUUGUAUACUAAAUACAAAUGUAUAUGUAAGGUA